CCUUUAAAUUUGCCAUACCCAGGGAAAUCGGUCCCAUGACAGACGUGUUCGUGUUGUGUUGUGUUGUGUUAUUGUUCGCUUUUGUCUCAAAAUACACUGUAACGGAACUAACUUAGGUCAUUACGAAAAAUUCACUGCUUCACAAUGGUCUUUCCCUUAAUAAGUUUCUUCAUAUAGUUUUGGUUAAUUCUGAUUUUGUUGAGGAGAAAGGAUAAGGCGGCCAAUCAUGACUCAUAACCUGAAAAUCUGACAGCAACACCCUCUUUCUCUUUCAAUAUAUAAAAAAGCAGCAACAUAGAGGCAUUCAUCUCAAACUUCACAUUUCGAACCUUCAGUGCUUGAGGUCACAAUGCUGGCCCCUGAUAUUGGAUCAACUAAUGCUGAUACUGAGUCAUCGGCCGAAUCCCCUAGGAAUGUGAGAUCGCGGGAAAAAGCACCUCUAUUAUCAAAAAACCGUUUUUUUAGUGGAUUGCAGAACAUACUUGGUAUGUCAGGAUCUUCAUCCAGUGCUAAUGUUGGUGGAGAUGGCUAUAUUGAAUUUGGAGUUAUGAAUCCAGAUCCAAGCCGAACUUUAGGUACCUUUGCUGGUGUAUUCAGCCCUGUUGCCCUGUCUAUGUUCAGUGCUCUUCUCUUUCUGCGUGUUGGUUUCAUUGUCGGGAAUGCUGGACUACUGAUGACCCUUUUGCAAUUUCUAAUAGCAUACAAAAUUCUUGUCUUUACUGUUGCAUCUAUCUGUGCUAUUUCAACAAAUGGAGCCGUGGAGGGAGGAGGCGCAUAUUUUAUGAUAAGUCGAACUCUUGGUCCUGAAUUCGGAGGUGCUAUUGGAACUCUGUUCUUCUUUGCUAAUGUUGUGAGCAGUGCACUCUACAUUACUGGUUGCACAGAAGGAAUUAUGCAAAAUUUUGGUCCUUCAGGCUACAUGGUUGGUGAAAAUGGAGGCUUGCUGCCAGAUGGGACAUGGUGGAGGUUUUUAUACUGCACUGUUUUAAAUAUUCUCAACCUCGGAGUCUGCUUAAUUGGAGCUGGCAUGUUUGCUAAAACAAGUGCAAUCAUAUUAGCCACAGUGUGUGUUUGCAUUCUAUCCACUUUGGUCAGCUUUUUUGUUAUGGACCCUAUGGAGGUUGCGCUUCCUGACUCCAAUCAUUUGGUUCAAAAUGAAACUUUCCGUAUCAAUGGCACAUUUACUGGUCUAAACUUUAAUACCUUGAAAAGUAAUACCUGGCCACAUUUUGGUCGGGAUUAUACAACUCCAAGUGGUGAUUGGACGCAGUUUGCUUCUGUCUUUGGAGUUCUAUUCAGUGGUGUCACAGGAAUAAUGGCUGGAGCAAAUAUGUCUGGUGAACUGAAAGAACCCGCUAGAAGUAUUCCUAGAGGAACCUUGUCUGCUGUAGCAUUCACUUUUGUGGUAUAUCUUGCCCUUGCUGUCUUAACAGCUGCAUCAUGUAACAGUUUUCUGCUUCAGAACAAUUACUUAUUCAUGAUGCCAAUUAAUGUGUGGCCUCCAUUUGUGGUUAUUGGAAUUUUAACAGCUACAUUCUCUGCCAGCCUCAGUAAUCUUAUUGGAUCCAGUCGUGUCCUUGAGGCCCUUGCCAAAGAUAAUGUGUUUGGUGUAUUGUUAAAAUUUGUUUCCCGUGGUGUUUGGAGUGGUAAUCCCAUUAUGGCUGUUUUUCUGUCUUGGGCCUUAGUAGAGGGUAUAUUAUUGAUUGGCAGCUUAAAUUUAAUUGCUCAGAUAAACUCAGUUUUGUUUCUGUUGUCAUACCUUGCAACUAAUAUGGCAUGUUUGGGAUUGGAACUUGCAUCUGCACCAAAUUUCAGGCCAUCAUUCAAAUGGUUUUCUUGGCACACUGCACUGAUUGGCUUGUUGGGAACAAUAGUGAUGAUGUUUGUCAUCAAUCCAAUUUAUGCAUCGUCAAGUAUUCUUCUUUGUCUUCUCCUUUUUCUGAUGCUCCAUUUCUUUUCUCCAUCAAGAAAUGUUGAUUGGGGUUCAAUUUCCCAAGCACUUAUUUUUCAUCAGGUUCGCAAGUAUUUGUUGAUGUUGGAUUCACGCAAAGAUCAUGUGAAGUUUUGGCGUCCUCAGAUGUUGUUAUUGGUGAACAACCCUCGUGCUGCGUGCCCAUUGAUUCAUUUCAUCAAUGAUUUAAAGAAGGGUGGACUUUAUGUGCUUGGCCAUGUUAAAGUUGGUGAUUUCACAACAUUAGAUGCUGAUCCAACCUUGGAGGAAUACACACACUGGUUAUCAAUUGUUGACCACCUGAAGGUAAAAGCUUUCAUUGAGCUGACAGUUGCCCCAUCUAUCAGAGAGGGACUACAGCAUCUGAUACGUUUGUCUGGUAUGGGUGCCAUGAAACCAAAUACCAUAGUUUUAGGUUUCUAUGAUGAAGAAGAGCCUGUGGAUUUCUUUGAGAGGACACAAUCACGUUACAAAACUAGGGACUUUGAUAAUGUAUCAGUCUCCAGCUCCACAAGUGGAAAAUUAUUUGAACUGAGAACGAGAGAACAUCAACCAAGGUUCAUUGAUCAACAACAGUAUGUAGGGAUGAUUAACGAUGUCCUGAAGCUAAGGAAAAACCUAUGUAUUUGUAGGCACUUCCAUAAACUCGACAAAAUGGCAGUUACAAAGACUGGGCAGUUCAAGCAUAUUGAUGUGUGGCCCAUAAAUCUUUUUACUCCUGAUGAUGAUGACCCAUUUGACACCAGCAGUCUAUUCAUGUUGCAGUUAGCUUGCAUAUUAAACAUGGUUCCUGGAUGGAAGCAUUUAAAUCUCAGGGUCUACCUUUUAGAAUGUGGGAAUCAACGUCGCAACAAUGAACAUCGUUUGCGGCAGCUUCUUCAACAGCUUCGCAUCACUGCUAGUAUUUACCAGGUGGAUGGUUGGACUGAAAAACUCCAAUGUCUUCAAAGAUCAGGUGGUACAGUUUUGCCAACAGCAAUGGAUAACUUUACAUCAAAGCAGGAGUCUCAGGAUUACAUAUCUAGUGUCAAUGAAAUGAUAAGAAAGCAGUCACAACAAACCGCUGCCCUGUUUAUUUACCUGCCCCCUCCACCUGCAGUUGCCCCAGGACAUGCAGAUUACAGUAUGCUACAGGCAGAAUAUUUAGACCUUGUUACUAAACUCACCAAUGAUCUUCCUCCUACUGUAUUUGUGUAUGGUGUAAGUGCUGUAACAUCCACCACUCUGUAAUUUAUCCUCAAUCGGUUUUAGAUCCAUUGUUCGUUUUUCAAUGUGAGAUGUUUACUUCCGCCUCUCUUGAGUAUUAUUUUAAUUUGUCACUGAAUGAGCCAAAAUGUGUACUUCCUGAGACAAAAUGUGAUUAGAUGUGCUGUCUUUGAGCGCAUGUUAAUGAUAGAUUGAAAACUUCAUAUGAAGUAAGUUUUAAGAUAUCUUUUUCUGAAUGAGGGAAAGAAUGCAGUGAAGCAGAUUGAGUUUAUAAAGGAUCUAAGCAAGUUCUUGAUGCCAUACUAUUGCACCAUGUAUUUUGUUGUAUUGGUGAAGGUAUCUGUCCUGCAAGUUAAUUCAGAGUUAAAAAACUGACCACUCAAAACAAGAAUUGAAAGAGACUUCUACUUAUCAGUAAGUAUAACUCUGAGAUGAUUCAAAUCUUUUACAUCUUCAGCAAGCUUACCUAGUGUUUCAAUAUGAAUGCAUUCCAAUUGGACAAAGUUGACCUAUUCUUGUUUAAUUUUUUAUCACCAUAUGACUGCAUUUAUAUGAAUAUUAAUCUAAUAACUCUUUAGAAGCUGUUUUGUGUUCCUUAUAGACACAUUCUUCUCCCCACCUGCUGUCUCUUCUUUUUUCAUGUGCAUUUUAAACUACGUUUUUUUGUAUACAAUUGCACUUUUAAAAAAAUAUUUGUCUAUGAAAGUCCUCUACUAGCAAAUUUAUGCAACUAAGCUGUAUCUGUGAUUUUCAGUACAGUAUACUGUAUUCAGUAAGCUUUACUUUAGUAAGAUUGAUUUAAUAUUUUGUAUUCAAGUGAUAUUAAGUAUAUUCAAAGACUCUGACAUUCUCAGUUUAAAAUUUGAGUGAAAACUUCUUUAGACAUACUGCAUCUUUUGAAAACGUGCUGUCUAAUUGGACUAUGUUAUCAACUUCACCUCCGAAUCAAUGGCAUCAUUGGGACCAAACUGCAUAGCGUUAACAUUGUUUUCUUAAUUGCUCUUUCAACAUGUAACCACAUACAGCCCUAUGUUCUUCUUUAAAUAGAGUCUAUUCCUUAAGUCUUACAAUUAGUACUUUUACAUAUUUCCAAAGAUCUCUUUUGGGGUGAAUAUUUUGUAAUACCAACACUAUAUGUGAAGAGAAAAGUUACACUAAUGAAUUUACUGAUAAGUUGUUUUUAAAACAAAAAAUAUAUUUUUGAUUGUUUGUCUGA
Messenger RNA from Frankliniella occidentalis (western flower thrips), 4373 nucleotides. Its product is annotated as solute carrier family 12 member 9. Lineage: Eukaryota; Metazoa; Arthropoda; Insecta; Thysanoptera; Thripidae. Bases 350 to 3181 code for a protein of 943 amino acids. The record is from RefSeq and is a predicted model, not a curated record. Gene Ontology annotation, cellular component: membrane. Gene Ontology annotation, biological process: chloride transmembrane transport; potassium ion import across plasma membrane; potassium ion homeostasis. The transcript is spliced from 16 exons. Gene Ontology annotation, molecular function: potassium:chloride symporter activity.